Messenger RNA from Melampsora larici-populina 98AG31, 1236 nucleotides. RefSeq lists its product as uncharacterized. The record is from RefSeq and is a predicted model, not a curated record. NCBI's taxonomy places the organism in Eukaryota, Fungi, Basidiomycota, Pucciniomycetes, Pucciniales, Melampsoraceae. The transcript has 2 exons. The coding region runs from base 1 to 1236 and encodes 411 amino acids.
AUGGUCCUGGCAAAUGACCCGGCUUCGUCUUGGUGCCGGCGAUCGGAACACAACUUUGAGGGUAAGACGUGGGAGUCUGUGAUGUUGGAGAUGCAAGGUGUGGUGUUGCCGGUUGGUUGGGAUGAAGCGGCUAAGGAGCGCUUACGUGAAUUAGCCAUGAAGGGGAAUGAGUCGGUAACAGCUUAUUGUGGACGGGCUAGGAUGAUUCAAGAGGAAAUUGGGGUUGAUGACUGUAGUGAUGAGAGUUUGGCUGAGGCGGUAGUGGGAGGGACAUCAGGGACGUUUAAGGCGUGGAUCAAGAUGGAGCGCGUCGUGAAGAACAGCCUGGACCCUCUAACGAAGCGCUUCUCGUUCCCUGUCUUCGAGGAUCGACUCGGUUCCAUUUGGCUCCUUGCCCAAUCAAUUGACGGGCGGAACGGUGGCCGAUCACAAUCGACGGCGGGACCCUCCUCGACUGCAGCGGGUACUACACCAGUUGUUCAUCCUAGAUCGACUCACUCGGUUAAUCCGGCGGCUUCGAACGCCAACGGUCCUCCUCUGUCGCCUGAAGAGCUUCAAGCCCGUAAUGUCCGUUUUGGCGCUUACAUGCGAUCCAUCGGCUUAUGUCCUCGCUGCAAAACCUCGUGCAACAAGUGGUUGGGAGGUUGCGAAGCGAGACCUAGUGCUACGUUUUUUUCCGUUCCUAUGGAGUUCCCGCGAGCACCACCCUAUCCAUCCGCCAAGGGUGGCGCACCUAUCCCACCAUCUAAACCUGCAGUGCCGACAGGUGGUGCGAGACCAUCUCGUCGUGUGGACGUGGCGACGGUGGAAACGGGUCAAAGUUCGGUGGAUGUUGCGGCGACGGGUAACUUUCCUGACCUGGGACGUGCAGAUCUAGCUGCUUACGAGCAAUUGAUCAACCACUUGAACGGGCCAGCCGAUGACGAUGUUGUGGAGGCGGCUGAGUACGAAGCUUCUCCUGAUUAUUCUAUAACUUCAGCACAAGCUUUCUAUUCUCUAUCAUCAUUACAAGAUUCAAUUGACAAAUCAAAGACAGAAUUACAAUCAGAAACUAUAGAAUCUAAAGCAAAUCCAAAUUCAAAAACCAAUUUAGAAACAACAAUUAAACCUAAAUUGAAAACUAUUUAUGAUCAUUUAGAAACAAUCUCAUUCUCAGCUGGAGUAAUGCCAUCAACUUAUUGCGCAACCUUGAGAGUCUUAAUCAAAUUAAAUCAAAAAUUUAGAUUUCAAUCAUGA